AUGUCCGCAGGCGCGGUUGCUUCUUCUUCUUCUUCGGCGCCGGCCUCGAGGCAGCCAGCAGCCGCAACAGCCGCCCACUACCGCGAGGUGCAGCUGCCCGACGAGCUGGCGUCGGCCGUGUUCCCCUCCUCGCCGGCCUUCAUGACCGACGACGAGCGGCGCGCCGCCGACCAGGCCGAGCGGGAGCUCUACCUGGACCGGCUCGACCGUCGGCUCAAGGGCAUCGCCCGCCGCCGCGAAAAGGACCGCAGGCUUGCCAGCCGACUGCAGUUUGCUGGUGGUGGUGAUGCCAUCGGAGCCAUGAUGGCGGGCAAGGCGCGAUCGGCGGACCAGUGGGCGCACGUCGGACUCAACCGACACUGGGAGGAGGCCGAGGCCGAGGAGCGGAUGCGAGAUCGCGAGCGCGAGGCCGGCAUUCUCGCGGCCUUCCGCGAGGAGCACGCGGAGGCGAUGAAGCUGGCUUCUUCUUCUUCUUCUUCUGCAAGUCCGCUGACAGCGGCGGCGGACGCGGAUGACGACGUGGUGCCCAUCCUGCGGUACUGGCGCUAUGAAGAGGGUACGAUCGGCGGCGGCGGCGGCGACGAAGCCAACGACGAUGACGAGACGGGCGGUCAUCGUGUACACCAUCAAACAGACGAGACCAGGGAUGAGGGCGAUGAUGAUGACGAUGAAGAAGACCGAGCGCAGCAGCGCGUUGAGGGAUCCGUGGGGAAUCCGCUCUUGUGGGACGACGACGGUGAUGAUGGAGGAGGACGAGAGCCCGGAUUGACGGAACGAAGGCGGAAGGGGACCAAGAAGCAGCAGGAGGAGGACGGGCCAUGGUCGGCGUGGCUGUGGUCCUUGUUCUGCUUUCCAGCUGCUGUCUUCGAUGGCUCCAUCUUCCUCUUCCGCGCUACUCACCUCUCGCUCUGUCUCUACGGGCUUCUCCCGGCGGGGCACGAGCAUCUGCCUUGUGCAUCCGUCUUCUUCCUCUACUUCGAUUUUCUCAACAUCUAA
Acanthamoeba castellanii str. Neff is the source of this 996-nucleotide messenger RNA. RefSeq lists its product as uncharacterized. The coding region runs from base 1 to 996 and encodes 331 amino acids. Lineage: Eukaryota; Discosea; Longamoebia; Acanthamoebidae. The record is from RefSeq and is a predicted model, not a curated record. The transcript has 2 exons.